Messenger RNA from Lutra lutra (Eurasian river otter), 2071 nucleotides. RefSeq names its product tubulointerstitial nephritis antigen (gene TINAG). Lineage: Eukaryota; Metazoa; Chordata; Mammalia; Carnivora; Mustelidae. The record is from RefSeq and is a predicted model, not a curated record. Gene Ontology annotation, cellular component: lysosome. The transcript is spliced from 11 exons. Bases 107 to 1534 code for a protein of 475 amino acids. Gene Ontology annotation, molecular function: cysteine-type peptidase activity. Gene Ontology annotation, biological process: proteolysis.
CAGGCUGGGUUGUCUUGAUGAUUAGAAUUCCGGCUCCAAGGAGAAGCCCCAAAGCCAAGGGUAUUGACUAUAACAGAAAGUGGGAACCCUACCUGACAUCUAGAGAAUGUGGACUGGAUAUAAGAUCUUAAUCUUUUCCUAUCUUACCACAGAAAUUUGGAUGGAGAAACAGUAUUUAUCUCAAAGAGAAGUGAUCCCAGGACCUGCUUUCACUAGGAAUCACACGAUUUGGGAGGGUUCUCGAUUCAAGAGAGCCAUUUUCAAAGGACAAUACUGUAGAAGUUUUGGUUGUUGUGAAGACAGAGAUGAUGGCUGUGCCACUCAGUUCUAUGAGGCAAAUGCAGUAUGUUACUGCGAUAAAUUCUGUGAAAGGGAAAAUUCUGAUUGCUGUCCUGAUUACAAGUCAUUUUGCCUUGAGAAAGAAUGGCCUCCUUACACAAAGCCUUGGGAUCCAGAAGGUUGCCUCAGAAAUGGCCAACUUUAUGAAGAAGGAUCAGUAGUUAAAGAAAACUGCAACUCCUGCACAUGCUCAGGACAGCAAUGGAAAUGUUCCCAGUUUGUCUGCCUUGUUCAACCAGAACUGAUUGAACGUGUCAAUAAUGGAGACUAUGGAUGGACAGCCCAGAACUAUAGCCAGUUCUGGGGAAUGACUCUGGAAGAAGGUUUCAAGUACCGUCUUGGGACCCUGCCACCUAGCCCCAUGCUUCUCAGUAUGAAUGAAAUGACAGCUUCUUUACCUGCAACAACUGAUCUUCCAGAGUUUUUUAUUGCUUCUUAUAAAUGGCCUGGAUGGACUCAUGGCCCAUUGGAUCAAAAAAAUUGUGCUGCAUCAUGGGCAUUUUCUACUGCAAGUGUGGCAGCUGACCGAAUAGCAAUUCAGUCCAAAGGUCGCUACACAGCCAAUCUAUCUCCUCAGAAUCUGAUCUCCUGCUGUGCCAAGAACCGACAUGGAUGCAAUAGUGGAAGCAUUGAUAGGGCUUGGUGGUUCCUGAGAAAACGUGGAUUGGUGUCCCAUGCAUGCUAUCCACUUUUCAAGGACCAAAAUGCUACCAAUGAUGGCUGUGCCAUGGCAAGUAGGUCUGAUGGGCGCGGAAAACGGCAUGCCACAAAGCCAUGUCCCAACAACAUCGAGAAAUCAAACAGAAUCUACCAAUGUUCUCCUCCAUACAGAGUGUCCUCCAAUGAAACUGAGAUAAUGAAAGAAAUCUUGCAAAAUGGACCAGUUCAAGCCAUAAUGCAAGUCCAUGAGGAUUUCUUCCAUUAUAAGACAGGGAUAUAUAGACAUGUUACCAGAACAAAUGAAGAAGCAAGCAAAUAUCGAAAGCUCCAGACGCAUGCAGUCAAACUUACUGGAUGGGGCACACUAAAAGGAGCACAAGGACAGAAAGAAAAAUUCUGGAUUGCUGCCAAUUCCUGGGGAAAGUCAUGGGGAGAGAAUGGCUAUUUCAGGAUUCUUCGAGGAGUAAAUGAAUCUGACAUUGAAAAGUUGAUUAUCGCAGCUUGGGGCCAUCUGACAAGUUCAGAUGAACCAUAACAUAUCAUUAAAUUUCCAUAAGGCCAUGCAUUUAAGUAACCCCUUAAAUGAAAUUAAGCAAUGUGAGGUUCUCUGUGACAGUGGAAUCUUUGCCUCUUCACCUUGUUAUUAUAAUGUGACUGUUUUCUUGUUUCACCCCAGGCUCCAUGCUUCUGCUUCCUUUAUAUCACUGAGCAUAUAAAAACACUAAAAGAGGACAGCAGAACAGCUAAAUGCCUUUAAAGUUCUCUGGUUGUCUUUCUUUUUCUUUCAUAAUAAUGUCCUUUUUGACUUUGAUAGUUCACAAAAAGUGUGACAGCACUUGUCUUAAAAGUUCAUGACAUUCUUUUGUAGAAAUGAGGCAGUUUCUGUCUUUAACCAAUGAGUAUUUCAGACAAAAAACAGAAACAAAAACAACAAGCAAAUAACAGAACAAUGGCAACCCCAAUUUACCAUCUUCAUGAUUUUUUUCAAAGAAUGUUGUCUUAAUUCAUGUCUUGCUUUUGAUUUGCCAAAAACAAUGGAAAUAGAUUAUUAAUUUUUCUCUCAAUGAGCUAA